Dendronephthya gigantea is the source of this 2324-nucleotide messenger RNA. Its product is annotated as TNF receptor-associated factor 4-like. The transcript has 8 exons. The record is from RefSeq and is a predicted model, not a curated record. Gene Ontology annotation, biological process: protein K63-linked ubiquitination; regulation of apoptotic process; positive regulation of JNK cascade. Bases 61 to 1596 code for a protein of 511 amino acids. Gene Ontology annotation, molecular function: protein binding; zinc ion binding. Gene Ontology annotation, cellular component: plasma membrane signaling receptor complex. NCBI's taxonomy places the organism in Eukaryota, Metazoa, Cnidaria, Anthozoa, Malacalcyonacea, Nephtheidae.
GGCAGCGAAGCACAAGGUUCAGCUGCAGUUAAUUCAAAUCAAGGACGACGUAUACUUGUUAUGCCAGAUAGAAGCGAGAUGAGCGACUCUGAAAACGAACAGAUCCCCGCAUCGGACGAUGAAGGAAUGGUAAACCAGGAAUUGGAGAACUUAGAAAAUGGAAUUUCAUCGCCCACUCCACAGAAAAGUAUGACGGGCAGCCAACAAAGUGUUCAAAGCUCAAAAUCAAAAGGCAGUCGAAACAGCAUCACCGAUAGCUUGGGAAGUGUGCGAAGCCAGUCGUCUGUAAGUCCUAUCCCGCAGUUCUUGAAGGAACGUCUCAAAGUGCUGUUUGUUUAUCCGUUGGAAAAGAAAUACGAAUGUCCUUCGUGCGAUGAAGUUCUCCGAUACCCUGUUUUGCUUGAAGAAUGUGGUCAUCGAGUCUGCUCGCAUUGUUUUGAAACCGAAAUAAAAAGAUCUGACAACAGAAGAUGCCCUGUAGACCGCGGAAAGAUUGACGUUGACUCAGCAACGGUCGACAAAGCAUUCAAUAAGGAAAUUCUUGCUUUGGAGGUGAAGUGCUCCAACCAUGAAUGGGGCUGCAAAUGGGAAGGCGAAUACCAACAAAUACAGGAACAUUUGGAGAACUGUGAAUACGGCGACAUCCUUUGCAUCAACGAUUGUGGGGCAAAAUUCCAGAAGAGAUUCUUGCAAAAACAUCUUGACAAGGAUUGUCCGAAAAAGAUCAUCGCUUGUUCCUACUGCGAUGAUAGACAUUUGAGAGAAGAUAAGAAGGAGCACAUCCAAGAAUGCCCUAAAAUCCCACUGCCUUGUCCGAAUAAAUGCGACAAAACUUUGAGCAUUCCGAGAGAUGAGCUCGACAAGCACAUUGAAGAAAAUUGUCCAAAAACAAAAAUUAACUGUGAUUAUGAAGGCAUUGGCUGCGAACAUCGAUGCAGCCGUGAGAAACUACCCAAACAUUACAAAAGCGAAAUUAUCAAUCACGUGAAACUUAUUUACGGGCUCGCGAUGCUGAACAAGGAACGGCUGGACAAGCACGAUGGAAACCUUGUCGAACACGUGAACAUGAUCAAAGACAUGGACCGCCGCGUGGGAGAUCUCGAGAAGAUCGCGCACAACGCGAUGAUCUGGCGCGUCGAGGACUACGCGCGCAAACUCAAGGAGUCGAAGGCGGGAAAUUUGGAGACGCUCUUCAGUCCGACUUUUACGACAUCCAAACAUGGCUACAGGCUGUGCGCUUCCGUCUGUCUGAACGGGGACGGCAAGGGCAAAGGAACUCACAUGUCAAUCUUCGUCAGUGUUUUGAAAGGCGCCUACGAUGCUCUUUUGAAAUGGCCAUUUGAUUACCGAGUUACAUUCUUUCUCCUUGAUCAAAAUGACGACGCAAGUGAACGUAAACACAUCAAGUUCAGCAUCAAACCCAAUCCAUGCGCGGAGAACGAACCGUUCCUGGGGCGACCAAGGAUGGAAAAGAACGCCAGCUUUGGCGGCGCAAAAUUUGUCCGCCACGAUGACGUCGAUACGCGGAAUUACCUCAAGGAUGACACAAUCUUCAUCAAAGUUGUCGUCGACUGCGAUGGCAUGAGCGAGCCAUGAAGCUUGAUUUGUUCUGAAAAACGUUUUCCAGUAUUUUAUUUGUAGAUAUUUUCGGCUUUUAUGCAGGACAUAGAAGUAUGUAUAUGUUGUUGUUUGUUUCCUUGGUGUAAAAUUCGUAUCUUCCUCAGCCUCUGCAUACCGACUGGAUUCUCAUUCAGUGCAUUGGUACUUUAAAACUUGUGUCUAACGACUGACUAUAGAGAAUCGCUGGGGGACGCAUGGAGCACCCUUCACCCUUGUCCCACAAUUGUACCGGUCUAAGCACCGUCCCCCCUGUAAUUAACAACGCUUUAGCUUAUCCCAGUGUUUAUAGUUUAUUAAAUUUAGUAUGCGGCCUUGCAGCUGUGAUCAUUAUCCGUAAUUGUAGCCUUCCGCCAUUUUGGGUGGCAAACAAACAAUGAAUGCAACCAAAGUAAAUAAAUUAACAUUGGUUUGUUGCGAAUGGUUUAACAAAAAGGAGGAUCUAGCCACCCAAGUUGGUGCGCGACUACUUUUGUGAUACGCGAUACUUUGUAUUUUUUCUUGUCUAUCUUAAAGGAUAAUUCGAAAGCUGGAUUUAACAGGCCUUUGUAGCGCUAUAUCCAAUAAGCGCUUUAAUUGUACCUCCCGUGGUAAAAUAUUCAGGCAUUUAUCUUAGAGAUAUAUUCAAAGACUAUAAACGAUUGAGUAUACUGUAUUUAAAGCAUGCACGAGCAAGUAUAUUGUAAUAUAGAAGUUAUAAUAAAAUU